Molecule: messenger RNA, 1317 nt
Organism: Aplysia californica (California sea hare)
Lineage: Eukaryota; Metazoa; Mollusca; Gastropoda; Aplysiida; Aplysiidae
Product: putative binding protein BAB2_0491
Exons: 1
Coding region: 1-1317 (438 amino acids)
Source: RefSeq, a predicted model, not a curated record
AUGGAGGUUUUUAUGAAAAAAGUAAUUAUCAGGCAUUCAAUACUGCUGAUAUUUUUAAUCGGAUUUGCCGUAGCAGUUAGUGCUAGAGGUUCAUCGGGUAGCGAUAAAACCGGUGAUAAAAAAUUAACAUUUACGACUUGGCAAUUAAUUGAUGGAGAUUUGGUUUCAUGGUGGGAUGGAGUUAUAACAGAGUUCCAGGAAACACAUCCAGGAGUCAAGGUGCAGGUUACUGACUUGUCCAGGGAUACAUAUGCAGAAACCCUUUUGUCUCAGUUUGUUGCUGGGUCACCUCCAGACAUCACUCAUUUGGCUUCGUUUGAGUUUGCUGCUUUUUCCCAGCGGGAUAUGUUGCAGGAACUAGAUUCUUAUGCUCAACGUGAUGGUAUUGAUAUUAAUGAGUGGGCUGGUCAGAGAGUCCUUCAAGUAGAUGGGACAAACUAUGGAAUCAUGCUGUUGUAUUUCGGGUUCAAUCUUUAUUAUAACGAAGCAUUGCUAAAUGAUGCUGGUGUUGAUGUUCCGACUACUUGGAAUGAGUAUUUGGAAGCAAGUCGAGCACUUACAGUAGACAAAGAUAAAGAUGGAAUCAUUGAUCAGUAUGGUGCUGGAUUCCAAACUGCACCUGGACCAGGUCAGUAUAUUACAGGAUUGUUGAAUUUUGUACUUGACUCAGGGGCUUACUGGACAGACUCAAGUGGGAAAGUAACCAUAGAUACACCCCAAAUGGCUGAAGCUUUUGGAAAAUGGAAAACACUGUUGAGAGAGAAUCUUACCCCACGAGGAAUGAAAAUAAAUGAUGUUCGUCAAUUAUUCAACGAAGGGAAAGUUGCCAUGAUAAUUGAAGGACCCUGGAUGUGGGGUGUCUCAAGGAAUGCUGCACCGGAUGUUUUAUCAAAUAUAAAAGUGGCUGCUUCACCAAUGUCUCCACCUGUUGGAGGAUCCAGUAAUGGUCUUGGAAUUCCCAAGUCCCUCUCAGAUGAAGAUAAACAGCUGGUCUGGGAGUUUAUAAAAUUGGCUACUUCUUCGAAAUGGCAGACCAAGUAUAUUGAAGCAGGACAAACCACAGCUAGACCUAAUACUCCUAUUACUGAUAAAGCAAGAAAUGAUGUACCGCCAAUUGACUUAAUUUUUGCAGCCAAAGAUGCGGCUGCUCUAGAAGGAGUUGACAGGCUUCCUACUGGGUUAGAACCAAUUUAUAACGAUUUUGCUCGUAUUGUACAGGAUGAAGCAGAAAGGAUGAUCCAGGACAAUCUUGACCCUGCCGAUGUUGUGAAGAACAUACAGGCUCAGGUAGAAAAACUUCAGAAAGACAAUAUGUGA